CGAAAGGGGCUGCAGACCUGGACAGAUUAGGGUGUUACAGCGACGCUAUUCACUUGUUUAAAAACCUCAAAAUUUGCGACGAAAUCUGCUACGGACAAAUGUCUGUUGUAGAUCUGCGAUGACAUUUGCAACGCGCUUCUUUCUCCUAUGGCAGGGGGCCUGUUUUUCUGACGAAAUUACCAAGAUCUGAAAUUAGUUGUACCGGGUAUCUCGUUUGGUCGUGUGAUAUGGCAGAAGAUGGGAAGUUCCGAAUUGAGAAAUUCGACGGUACAGAUUUCAGUUGGUGGAAAAUGCAAAUUGAAGAUUUGCUGGUUCAGAAAGAUUUGGACGUGGUAUUGGGUGACAAGCCAGAAAAGAUGUCGGAUGCAGAUUGGGCAGGUUUGGAUCGGAAAGCAAUGUCCGUGAUCCGUCUCUCGUUGACCAAGAAUGUUGCGUUCAACAUUCUGAAGGAGAAGACAGCGAAGGGAAUUAUGGAAGCGCUGUCUAAUAUGUACGAGAAGCCAUCUGCAGCUAACAAAGUUUUUCUGAUUAGAGAGCUGGUGAAUACAAGGAUGAGAGAAGGCACUUCAGUUACCGAGCAUAUCAACAAGUUGAAUUCGAUCUUAGCCAGACUUGCGUCAGUGGGCAUUAAGUUCGAUGAUGAAGUUCAAGCUUUGCUACUGCUAUCGUCUUUGCCUGAUAGUUGGUCCGGAACGGUUACAGCGGUUACCGGUUCAGUGGGGCCUGAUGGAUUCACCUUUGAUCAGAUUCGAGAUCUCGUUCUUGGCGAGAAUGUCAGAAGAAAGAGUUCAGGGGAGUCAUCCGGUGAAUUACUUCAUGUUGGUAGAGGCAGAAGGAAUAGCAGAGGCUCUACGAGUGACGAGGAGGUCACUUUGACUUGCUGCGAGGAAAGCAAUGUGGAUUCCUGGGUCAUGGAUUCUGGUGCUUCAUUUCAUGCCACCCACAACGGUGAAGCAUUGCAGAAUCUGGUUGUUGGGGACUUUGGAAAGGUACGACUAGCGGACGACAGUGCUCUUGAGGUGACGGGCAUGGGUGACAUGGUGUUGAAGACCUCAGUCGGUCUUUGGACUUUGAAGGAUGUCAGAGUGGUUCCAGCUUUGAAGAAAAGUUUGAUUUCUGUCAGGCAGUUGGACGAACAGGGACAUGAGGUGAAGUUCAGAGAUGGGCAGUGGAAGGUCGUCAAGGGAAAUCUUGUCAUGGCCCGCGGUAGGAAGAGUGGUUCGUUGUAUAUGGUCGAGUUACCAUCUGAGGGAGUGACCGCCCCGGUUCAUAAGAGAAACAAAGUCUGGUUCACAGAGUCUCGUGGGCAGAAUAAGGUUGUCUAUGCAAGAAAGAAACCUAGAGCCACAGGUCAGACUCAGGAUGAACGAGCGUGGAAAGGUUCAAGGGGGCCAGUCAGAGGUAUUUGUGGCAGUGGGAGCUCAAGAGGCGCUUCAGCCAAGUUGCUUAGAAGACAGUGGGUCAGGAGAACCAGUGUUCCAGCUGUUAGAUCAUCUCCAGAAAAUUUCUUGCUGAGUAUGGAGAGUGUUUGUUCUCAGGAUGUUCCAGGAUCCGGCAGUGUGCAUCUGCAGUGGGAGCCGGUAGGGACCGAGGACGAGUCAGGGGUAGAUUUUGCCGUGACUGAUGUGUUGGAGCUUGGAAGAGCUUCAACGGGCCUUUCAGUUGUCUGAUGAUAGGGCCGCUGCAACAGGAGAGUUGAGGAAGAUUACUCGAUGUACAGGCGAUCGUGGCGGAUGGCAGUUGAUGAUUAUCAAGCCUCCAAGUGGGAGAAUGGGGCCGUGCCAUUUUCACAUUUUCUCACCACACAUUCUCGCAAUAUAUGUCAUAUUGUAUCCAUGAUAUAAAUGUAAUGGAGUGUGAAACACAUGACUAAGUGUAAUGGAGUAUGAAACAUAGAACUAAACAUAUCUUAUGUGUCUCUGUCCAAUAAAUAAAAGAAGAAACCAAAUCAUCUAGCCUACUGCCACUAUAUAAACAUCCACAAAUCCCAAGACAUCACCCCAAAUUCUGCAACUUUAGCGUGAGACAUUUUCACAAUUCAACCAUUACUAUUCUUUUCUGUGACAUCUCACUUGCUGCACAUUUGACCCACAUCUUCUAAAACACAAACAGAUCGUUAAACAUCAACACACCACCAUAAGACUAUAAACAAUUGUAAAUAUAUACUCUACACUUUUAAAACCUGUCAAGUACUCUUGGCAUAUAUUAAAUAAAGAAAUAAUAUCAAUAUUGAUAUACAUGCACUCAAAAAAUUAAUGUAUUGAUAUAAUUUAAGUAAGGAAUAACAUACAAUACUAACCAUGAGAAGAGACAAUGCACUAAUAUCUAGUAAAGAAUUGUAAAUUUUCUCAGUCAACUAUCCCAUAAUCAAAUCAAAUUGACUUAUAUCAGAGUGACAUGAAAUGCAUUACCUCAUAGCUUUUGUAUGUCACUCCCUUCAACCCUCAAACCCUUAUUCACUCAUUCAAAUAUAUUUUACUUUAGGACAUAUGUAUGCAAAAAAUAUGUAUAAAAGAAGGUUCAGGCGAAACCUCAUCUUUAAGUAAAAACUUGUAAGAAUUAAUGUUAUGACCUCAAAUCAUUAAAUUCAUAAUCAUAUUAAUUAUAUCUUUUUUAGUUGUUAUUCCAUAUUUUUGAAUUAGAUCAUAGUAAGAAAAAUAUAAAGAAAAAUAAUAAUAAAUGAAUCUUUAUAAAUUUCAUAUUGAUGUAAGACUUUAUUAGUUUAUCCCUCCGUCCCCCAGAGAUCUUCUCAAUAGCCCUUUUUCUCUGUCCACAAUAGAUCUUCUCAUUUCAUUUUUUAAUAAUUAAAAUACCAUAACUAUCCCCACUUACUUUAUUUAUUACACCUCACUUACCUCAUUUAAUACAAUCCACCCAUAUUUCAUUAAGGGUAUUAUGGUAAACUUUCACCUUUUUUCAACUCUCCUUAAAAACCACCAAAAGUCAAAAUGAGAACAUCUUAGGGGGACGGAGGGAGUAUAUUUCUUUCUGACUUUUCAUAGCAAAUACAAUUAUGUUUUAAACAAAGUACAUAUUAUUAGUAUCAUACAAAACCCUUAAACAAAAUAGUAUAAAAGUUGAAAUCUAACCUCAAUACAUUGAGUUUAGAAGCCCCGCAAGACAAAACAUAACCAAUAGAGCAACAAAAGAAGAUUCUAAUUGCUAGACCGAUCAAUGGGUGUAAUCGUAAUUAAAUGAAAAUCAAACUGGUUC
Molecule: messenger RNA, 3213 nt
Organism: Cuscuta campestris
Lineage: Eukaryota; Viridiplantae; Streptophyta; Magnoliopsida; Solanales; Convolvulaceae
Source: the annotation of a GenBank genome assembly